GGGUGGGCUUUAGCAUCCAGGAGAUCACUGAGCUUCAGUCCGACCUGUCACAAACAACAAAGUCAUCAACGAUGGUGAAGGCUGUGCUUUCUGCUGUUUUGGUGUUGGCGAUCAUUUCCUCCACCAUUGCCAAAUACAUCCCGAAGACUGGGAAGAGGAUCCCACAGACUCUGUCAAGAGGAUGGGGUGACCAGUUGAUCUGGGCUCAGACAUAUGAGGAGGCUCUCUACUGGUCAAGGUCAAGGAACAAGCCUCUGAUGGUCAUAUUUCACCUUGAGGACUGUCCACACAGCCAAGCACUGAAGAAGGUUUUUUCUGAAAACAAUGAGAUCCAGAAAACUCUUGAUGAGGAUUUCAUCGUUCUCAAUCUCAUGGUAGAAACAAGCAUACUAUAUAUGAAACACUUAUUUCUUGACUAGUUGCACUUAUCCAGGGCUCGUCUCUCCACAGACCCCUCCAUGACAGUGAGGGCUGACAUCAACGGACGCUACUCUAACCGCAUGUACGCCUAUGAAACGGGUGACAUCAGCCUCUUGAUAAGCAACAUGCAGACAGCUAAGAAGCUCCUGAAGGCUGAACUGUGAGGACCCGGACUCCACCCAGUCUGUCACCACUGAUCAUAUGAUUUUCAUCCUAAAUAAAAUGUACUGAUUCUUACAAUUUGUGAAGCUAAUUGACUGGACAUAUAAUUGACUUAUGUUGAUCACAUAUACUGUAAUAUGAAUUAAUUCUUUUGUUUGUCAAUACAACACAUUAAAACAAAAAA
Molecule: messenger RNA, 766 nt
Organism: Poecilia reticulata (guppy)
Lineage: Eukaryota; Metazoa; Chordata; Actinopteri; Cyprinodontiformes; Poeciliidae
Source: RefSeq, a predicted model, not a curated record